Messenger RNA from Ascochyta rabiei, 2277 nucleotides. RefSeq lists its product as uncharacterized. NCBI's taxonomy places the organism in Eukaryota, Fungi, Ascomycota, Dothideomycetes, Pleosporales, Didymellaceae. The record is from RefSeq and is a predicted model, not a curated record. Bases 1 to 2277 code for a protein of 758 amino acids. The transcript has 3 exons.
AUGAGUCUCGAUCAGCACAUGCUUGGAUCGACGGAUUGGCAUCUCCUCCCCAGUCCUUCCUCCACUCCCAAGUCGGUGACGUUUCCCGACUCGACACUCAAAACGCCCAGGACCGACGGGUUUGCUCAUCAGUCCUACUUUCUUGACGCCUGGGCAACACCCCGAGUCAUCGGGCACCACACCCCAGCACACACACCCUCGUACUUGCUAUCGACCCCGAACGACCGUCCAGCAAGCUCGCACAGCCUAAAGGUUCGCACGCCUGAGGACCCGGAAUUCCAUGUCAACCAUUUCGCUCCCAGCAAUCUCGCCUUGCCUCCCGUCGAACCUCAACGACGAUUGUCGUCGUCGCCGGAUCCAAACUCGCUAAGGAAAAUUGGACUAAACCAGCAAGGCCAACGGCCGCUCUCUGGUCCUGUCAAGAUGGACUUCUCGCAGAUGCAGACACCGCCUCCGACAAGAGAUGCUACCUCGAGGCCGGAUCUGCAACAGAGCGUCGGCAACCAGAACGCCACUCCAGCAACGGUAAUACGAAGGACACCCCUUCAGCACGUACCGACAUCAGGUGGCAUCUUUGACCAAACCCCAUUUGGAUAUGCAGACGUACCCUUCUCGCCCAGUAUGAUGCCAUUUGCCAAUGCCGGACCCUUGUCGGCACCGCCAAUGCCCCAAUCUAGACUGUUCUGGGACUCGAAUGACAGUAGCCAGAUGGACUUGGAUAUGCCCGCAUCGUUAGACCCAUUUGGCCCUACACCCAACAAGCUUCAAGGCACCUUGGGCUGGCAGACUUUCCACACUCCUGUUGUUGAACAGAUGCAAGCUCAGUUCCAGCCACUGCUGAACAUGUCAUCUACGGCCCCCAUGGCGUCCUUUGGUACAAGCACAGCAGAAGAGGGUCAAAACUCAAGGCCAAGCUCGUUCAUUGCGGGUGUCGACCCAAGCAUGCUCUUCAGUUUCACAACCCCUGAUGACAUGACCGCUUCAUUUGGCAACAUGCCUCCACAGGCCAUCUUCAAGCCGAACCGACAGCCAUAUGAGACUCAGAUGCUUGAUUUGAGACGUGAAAAGGAGAUGGCAAAGAAGCCGAGAAGUCUGCAUUCCCGUAGCAAUACUAAUUCGUCCUCUGGUUCGAUUGAAGACAACAGGCCUACCUUACAACGCAGUAACACCGACGGCGGCUUUCGGAGGACUCGGCCAGUGAACCCAGAGCGCAGGUCGUCAGCAGACACCAGUGCAGCCAACCAUAUUCCACGCCGGUCGUCGCCUUUAAAACGUGCAAACAGUGGUGCCCUCAAAGUCAUACCCGAAAUCAUUCGGCGGCCACGUACGCGACUGAUCAUCGAUGAGACGGGCCGAGCUCGCACGGAGACUGUAUCGGCCGAAGAGGAAGACACCACGCCCAGAGACAUGCGCAGAACUUCCCAGACUUCCAUGCGACACCAAUACCCAGCGCUGUGGGAAGAAGGUGACACCGAGUCAGACUCGGACGAGCCGCAACCCGCUCUGAGCCGCAAUACCUCCUUCAGCAUACCACAGCCACAGCCACAGCGCCGUACAUCGAAGCACGCCAGGACUGAGAGUAACGAACUGUCGAGGAACAACUCCUUCAAGAUGGCCCGGCCUUCCUCCAGAACCACGUCAAGAGCUUCUUCGGGUGCGUUCGACAAGGCAUCUUUUGACUCCGUAAAGACGGCAAGGCCACACAGCCAGAAUGCUUCACGCAGAAUCAGCAUGGUCGAUGUCCAUACCACAUCAUCACUCAGCAACCAAGCCAGCAGCCAUAACCUGAUGCCUGACUCGCCAGGUGACGCUCUAGGCGCUUUGAAGAGGGUGGUUGGUAGUCGGCAGGAACGCAUUGAACGUGCCUCUCAGAACACUCUGCAGGCGCACAAUCAACGCUGGGCACAAGCCUCCGCCGACUUCACCAAUACCACUACACCUCACGGCCACGGUCGCUACGAUCCAUUCACCAACUCCUUCAACGGCUCGCCUAGCACUGAAGGACUUACAACACCAUCUACAGACCGCAGCAGCCUUUCAUCUGACAGCACACGCUGUGUCUGUCAUGGCACAGACGAGAGCCAGCCAAUGGUGCAGUGUGAAAGCUGCAGCAAGUGGCUGCACAUGGGUUGUCUCGGACUGAAACCGAGCACCCUCCCUCCGGUCUAUGUGUGUGUUUUCUGCACAGGCCAGACGCCUCUCGCAAGGGGCGGGCGCACCAGGGGUCCUCUACCCUUUGACUCGCCGCUCACCCACAAGUCGCUCUUCCGUCGAUAG